Molecule: messenger RNA, 480 nt
Organism: Gopherus flavomarginatus (Mexican gopher tortoise)
Lineage: Eukaryota; Metazoa; Chordata; Testudines; Testudinidae
Gene: BET1
Product: Bet1 golgi vesicular membrane trafficking protein
Exons: 4
Coding region: 124-471 (115 amino acids)
Biological process (GO): vesicle fusion with Golgi apparatus; endoplasmic reticulum to Golgi vesicle-mediated transport
Cellular component (GO): SNARE complex; Golgi trans cisterna
Molecular function (GO): SNAP receptor activity
Source: RefSeq, a predicted model, not a curated record
UGUCGUGGCGUUUGGGCUGGUUGGUGACUGAGGAAGGCCCGGAAGCCGGAGCUCGGCCGCUGACGCGCAGAGCCGCUUUCUCAGCGGGUGGGGAGCCGGUCCCCUGCCCAUCCCGCCGCGGGGAUGAGGCGCGCUGGGCUGGGUGAAGGAGCAGCUACUGGUAACUAUGGCUAUACCAAUAGUGGGUAUAGUGUACACGAAGAAGAAAAUGAAAGGUUAACUGAAAGUCUGCGUACAAAAGUCUCUGCCAUAAAAUCACUUUCCAUUGAAAUUGGAACAGAAGUUAAAAAUCAAAAUAAAAUGUUAUCCGACAUGGACUCUGACUUUGAUUCUACGGGUGGAUUUCUAGAUGCGACUAUAGGCAGACUGAAAACACUCUCUAGAGGCAGCCAGACAAAACUAUUGUGCUACAUGAUGCUCUUUGCACUCUUUGUCUUUUUUGUAAUUUACUGGAUUAUUAAACUGAGAUGAUGCAAAUUA